GGUGUGAGCUGCCGGGCCGGGGGGGGGGCAAAAUGGCGGCGGCAGUGGGGGUCCGCGGCCGGUGCGAGCUGCCGCCUUGCUCUGGCCCACGCUGGCUUCUCAGCCUCUCCGCUUUGCUGAGUGUAGCAACUCGAGGGGCCUUCGCCACCACCCACUGGGUAGUCACCGAGGACGGAAAGAUCCAGCAGCAGGUGGAUUCACCAAUGAACUUGAAGCAUCCCCAUGACUUAGUUAUACUAAUGAGACAAGAAACAACAGUGAACUAUCUCAAAGAACUGGAGAAGCAAUUAGUUGCCCAAAAAAUUCACAUAGAGGAAAACGAGGACCGAGACACAGGCCUGGAACAGAGACAUAAUAAAGAAGAUCCAGACUGCAUCAAGGCCAAGGUGCCCUUAGGGGACCUGGAUCUAUAUGACGGAACAUACAUAACUUUGGAGAGCAAAGACAUUAGCCCUGAAGAUUAUAUAGAUGCAGAAUCUCCUGUCCCUCCAGACCCUGAGCAACCUGAUUGUACUAAAAUUCUAGAACUUCCAUAUAGUAUACAUGCUUUCCAGCACUUGCGAGGUGUACAAGAGAGAGUUAAUCUUUCUGCCCCUCUAUUGCCUAAAGAAGAUCCAAUCUUCACGUAUUUAUCUAAGCGGUUAGGAAGGAGUAUAGAUGACAUAGGUCACCUCAUUCAUGAGGGCCUGCAGAAGAAUGCUUCCUCAUGGGUGCUAUAUAAUAUGGCUUCAUUUUACUGGAGAAUAAAAAAUGAACCAUAUCAAGUAGUGGAAUGUGCCAUGCGAGCACUUCACUUUUCUUCUAGGCAUAAUAAAGACAUUGCCUUGGUCAAUUUAGCUAAUGUUCUACACAGAGCACACUUCUCUGCCGAUGCUGCUGUCGUGGUCCAUGCAGCCCUGGAUGACAGUGACUUCUUCACCAGCUACUACACCCUGGGGAACAUAUAUGCAAUGCUUGGGGAAUAUAACCACUCGGUGCUCUGUUAUGACCAUGCUUUGCAGGCCAAACCUGGGUUUGAGCAAGCGAUAAAGAGGAAGCAUGCUGUCCUCUGUCAGCAAAAACUGGAGCAGAAAUUGGAGGCUCAACAUAGAUCCCUCCAGCGAACACUAAAUGAGUUAAAAGAGUAUCAGAAGCAGCACGACCAUUACCUGAGACAGCAGGAAAUCCUAGAGAAGCACAAGCUGAUUCAGGAGGAGCAAAUCUUGAGAAAUAUCAUCCACGAGACUCAGAUGGCAAAAGAAGCACAGUUAGGAAAUCAUCAAAUAUGCCGGCUGGUCAACCAGCAGCAUAGCUUACACUGCCAGUGGGACCAGCCAGUGCGCUACCACCGAGGAGAUAUCUUUGAAAAUGUGGACUAUGUUCAGUUUGGUGAGGAUUCCUCAACAUCCAGUAUGACAUCUGUGAACUUCGACGUUCCUACAAAUCAGAGUGCUAUCAGUGGUUCAGUCAAGUCUUCCCCCGUAGCCCACUCUGUUCUCUGGGUCUGGGGCCGGGACUCUGAUGCAUAUAGGGACAAACAGCAUAUUCUGUGGCCUAAAAGAGCAGAGUGUACAGAGAGCUACCCCAGAGUCCCUGCUAGAUGGGAAUUGCCAACGUAUUUUCUGCCUCCGGAGAACAAAGGACUCAGGAUCCACAAACUCAACAGUGAGGAUUAUUCUUCAGAAGAAGAGGCCAAAACCCCUGGCUGUUCCAUAACUGGCGUCAGAAAAAGCCACACUCUGUCCUACUUAGUCAGAGAAUUAGAGGUCCGCGUGGAUCUGAAAGACAAAAUACCAGAUGACCAUGCACGAAAAAUUUUGCUUUCCCGUAUUAAUAACUAUACUAUCCCGGAAGAAGAAAUUGGGUCUUUCUUAUUUCAUGCUAUUAAUAAGCCCAAUGCUCCUGUCUGGCUCAUACUCAAUGAAGCUGGGCUCUACUGGAGAGCAGUAGGAAAUAGCACUUUUGCUAUUGCUUGUCUUCAGAGGGCUUUGAAUCUAGCUCCACUUCAAUACCAGGACAUUCCUCUUGUCAACUUGGCCAACCUUUUGAUUCACUAUGGCCUACAUCUUGAUGCCACGAAGCUGCUGCUUCAGGCUUUGGCCGUCAAUAGCUCUGAGCCCCUGACCUUUUUGAGCCUGGGAAAUGCUUACCUUGCUUUGAAGAAUAUCAGUGGGGCACUUGAAGCCUUCAGACAGGCUUUGAAAUUAACCACCAAAUGUCCAGAGUGUGAAAACAGCCUGAAGUUGAUCCGCUGUAUGCAGUUUUACCCAUUUCUGUACAACAUCAGCUCUUCCAUUUGCAGUGGUGAUUGUCAUGAGAAAGCCCUGGACAACGGCCAUGGCAAACAGAAAUAUUAUGACCAACUGCAGUUACUGGAUGCUGCUGAAGAAGAGCCCUCUGACAGAGGGACAGAGGAAGACCCUGAGCUCUCUGUGAGGAACUCAAGGAGGGGCCCUGAGGCCCUUAGACUUGAAAGUACAGUGGUUGAAGAAAGCAAUGGUUCUGAUGAAAUGGAGAGCUCAGAUGAAACAAAGAUGUCAGAAGAAAUACUGGCUUUGGUGGAUGAAUUCCAACAGGCGUGGCCCUUGGAAGACUUCGGAGGAGCACUAGAGAUGAAGGGGCGGCGUCUAGACUUACAAGGGAUUCGGGUCCUGAAGAAAGGUCCCCAGGAUGGAGUGGCCAGAAGUUCUUGCUAUGGUGACUGCAGAAGUGAAGAUGACGAAGCAACAGAAUGGAUCACAUUCCAGGUCAAACGAGUUAAGAAACCCAAAGGAGAUCAUAAGAAAACUCCCGUGAAAAAGGUGGAAUCAAACCAAGCAGAAAACGGACACCGUUACCAAGCAAACCUGGAGAUCACUGGCCCAAAGGUGGCAUCUCCUGGGCCGCAGGGAAAAAAACGUGACUACCAGAGUCUAGGAUGGCCUAGCCCCGACGAGUGCCUCAAACUCCGCUGGGUGGAGCUCACUGCCAUUGUGAGUACCUGGCUUGCAGUUUCUUCAAAAAACAUUGACAUCACGGAACACAUCGAUUUUGCCACCCCCAUACAGCAGCCAGCAACAGAGCCACUCUGCAACGGCAAUCUCCCCACGAGCAUGCACACCCUAGACCACUUGCAUGGCGUGUCCAACCGAGCCAGCCUGCACUACACGGGUGAGAGUCAGCUCACAGAGGUGCUGCAGAAUCUUGGCAAAGACCAGUACCCUCAGCAGUCACUUGAACAAAUUGGCACCCGAAUUGCCAAAGUUUUGGAAAAGACUGAUGGCUUAUUGGGGGAAAAAAGAAAUUACCAUCUGAGAGGAAUAUUUCCACACCCAUGUUCCUACCAGUACUGUUCACUGUAGGAAAGAGGUAGAAGCAAUUCAGAUCAACAGAGGAAUGAACAAGCAAAAUGUGGUAUAUACACGCAGCACACUGAGCUUGAGAAGAAAGGAAACUGGGGCCCGGGAUUUAGCUCAGUGGUGCUGCGCCUGCCUUGCAAGUGAGGGUCCUGAGUUUGAACCCCGCUACCCAGAAAAAGAAAUUAUGACACAUGCUACAAGACGGAUAAAAUCUGGAAGAAUUCUUGUAAAUGAAAUAAACCAGUCACAAAAAGACAAACUCGGAUUGGUUCCACUUGUAUUAGGUAUCAAGGGUAGUCCAAUUUGUAGAAUCAGAAAGCACAAUAGUGGUUGCCAGGGACUGGAUGGAAAGAGUUGUUGUUUAAUGUGUAUAGUUUCAGGGUUACCAGAUGAGAAGGUUCUGAAGAUUGGUUCUACAGCCAGUGUGGAUCCUCUAAACAUUGCUGAAUUUUACACUGAGAAAUUAUUAAGAUGGUCCUUUUUAUAUUAUGCUGUUUUUACUAAAUUUUUAAAAUCAGGUUAGACCUCAUAAUAUAUAAUUUGUCCCAAAAGAACAUGACAGACCCCUGGAAAAUAUCCAAACCAAAGCAUGUAAACAUAAAGGAACUUAAGGGUGGUUCAGAUAAGGCCAUAAAACAUGUCUGCAACGCGUUAAAAAGGAAAAAAGCUUCACAUAUGGAGUACCAGGAAGAGUAAAGCGAAUGGGGCAGAAGCAGUGUUUGAAGAUUUAAUGGCUAAGAAGUUUCUAAAAAUAAUGAAAGACAUUAUUCCACAGACUCAGGAGAGUCUGCUACCCACAAAUAUAAAUACAAAGAAGCCCCAUUAUAACAUCAUAGCAAACUACUAUAAGAAAAGACAAAGAAUAAAAUCGUGUUUGUUUGUUUGUUUGGUACCGGGAAUUGAACUCAGGUCCUUAUGCUUGCGGGGCAGGCGGCGGAACCACUGAGCUAAAUCUCCAGCCCAAGAAUAAAAUCUUUAGAGAAAGAAAAUCACUUUCAAAGGAACAGCCAUAAGACUGGCAGUGAGCUUUCAGUGGAGCAGUGGAACCAGGACACAAAGGAAUGACAUCUUAGUUGCUAAAUAAAAGUACUGCCAACCCAGAAUUCUGUACUCUGCAAAUAUCCUAGAAGAAUGAAAUAAUCCCUAUCAUGGUAUUGGUGGAAAGACUGCAGAGCGAAGUAAAUGGAACAGAACAGAGAGGCCAUAACUGUAUGGUCAAAUAAUUUUCUACAAGAGCACCACAACAUUUGAAUGUGGGAAGUAAAAAUCUCUUCAACAUAUGGUUUUGGAACACCUAGAUAUUCAUAAAGAAUAAAAUAACCCAUACCUCACAUAAUCCACUGCAACUUGAGGUGAAUUAUAGACAAAAAUGAAAGUAAAACUAAAGCUACCAGGACAAAACAUAAGAAAAUAUAUUCAAGUCUUCAGUGUAUUUAGACAAAUAGUUUUUAGGACAUAACAAGCAUGUGCUAUACAAGAGAAAAUUGAUAAAUUGGAUUUCAUCAAAAUUAAAACAGAAAAAAAAAAAAAUUAAAACAGCAGAUACCUAACAGACAAGCCACAGAUUGGGACAAAAUAAUCACAAUACAUGUAUUUCACACAGGAUGAGAAUCCAGAAUAUAUAAAGAACUCCUGCAAUACAGACUAAAACCCAGUGCAAUACCACUUAAAUACCCCUGGAAAGGCUAAAAUGAAAAA
Molecule: messenger RNA, 5015 nt
Organism: Heterocephalus glaber (naked mole-rat)
Lineage: Eukaryota; Metazoa; Chordata; Mammalia; Rodentia; Bathyergidae
Gene: Ttc17
Product: tetratricopeptide repeat domain 17
Biological process (GO): cilium organization; actin filament polymerization
Cellular component (GO): actin cytoskeleton; cytoplasm
Molecular function (GO): protein binding
Source: RefSeq, a predicted model, not a curated record